Molecule: messenger RNA, 3538 nt
Organism: Schistosoma haematobium
Lineage: Eukaryota; Metazoa; Platyhelminthes; Trematoda; Strigeidida; Schistosomatidae
Product: Neurexin-3-beta
Exons: 11
Coding region: 534-3287 (917 amino acids)
Source: RefSeq, a predicted model, not a curated record
AUUCGUUUAGAAAAAUUGAAAUAAUAUUUUGUAGAAAAUAUUGCAGGUUUCAAUUAUGGAAAUUUUAUAAUAAUGAAGUUGUACAAAUGUAUUUAUUAGUAAUUGCGUUAAUUGUAUUACUUCAACAACAACAACAACGCCAAUAAAAGUAUUCAUUUUCUUACUUUAUUGAAAGGAUAAUUACCGGAGGAUAAUAAUAUUUAGUAAUUGAAUGUUAUGAUUUACAAAAAUUGAAUGAAACAGUCAGGAUCUAUUUACUUUUUCUUUGUUGUUGUGAUAAUUUAUUUGAAAAUACACUUAACAAAUAUUCUCAUGGAAGAGUCAUUUCAAUUGUUGAUAGAAUGAUUGGAUAAUCGACUAGAUUAUAAUGACAUAAAUUACCAAAAUAGACAUUGUAUCAAUUAGUGCUUCGUAUCAUCACUCCUCGUUUUUUCUCUCUCUCAGAAUGAUUCAAUCCCAUUCAUUAAAAAAAUAGAACAUACUGUAAACUGUAAUGUGACAAUGAUAUUGUGUAUAACUGUAUUAUUGAUGACAUGAUAAUUAUUGUCUUUAUUAGUCAAUAUUUACUGUGUAUAGAAACAAGUGAAAAUAUGUUUCAAUCUUUGAAGGUCGAUUUACCAAAUUAUAAAACACAAAUCAAUUUUCACAACGAUAUGAAUCAAUCAAAUGAUUCACAAUUGAACUCCAAGCGGAUACAUAUAAUAUCUUCUAACACUACAAAUGAAUAUCAUUCUAGAGAAGAACACAAAUUUCAUAAUAAUAAAUCGGUAGAAAGCCAUGGCGACUACCAUCAUUCAUCAUUAUCAUCAACAUCAAUAACAACACCAGUGAACGAAGUGAAAACAACAAUCAAUUUCAUAACAUUUAAAAUAUCCGAUUGUUACCUACAUAAUCCAUCUAUGCAUUUGUACGAGAAAUUCCGUCUACAGUUUACAUUUCGUACAUCUCAGGAACACGGUUUAAUAUUAUUCAACUCAGAUAAAUAUGGGGUUGAUUUUUUAGCAUUUGAAUUAAUCAAAGGUUAUUUACAUUUCGUCUUCGACAUGGGAAGCGGAUCUCAACGUUUUGCAUUGACUGCACAUAGUGUUACUGAUUCUAAAUGGCAUAAUGUGGAAUUGUUUAGAAAAGAUCUUGAAAAUAAUAUACUCCAACUAUAUAUUGAUCGGAAUCAAAGUAUUGAACAAUCUUUGAAGAUUCCCGUUUUCAAUGGUGACAUUGCAAGAAAUUUCAAUUUAAAUGAUCCACUAUAUAUUGGUGGUAUAUCUCAACUUGUAUUCUUGAAAUGGAGAGAGAAACUUAGCUCAUACCAUGGAUUUCAGGGUUGUCUAGGCAAUUUCUCUAUAAAUGGACUACCUCCAUUUGAUUUAUUAAAUAUGGCUAAGUUAAAAUAUGCGAAAAAUUGGACAUUACCUGUCUGCCGAGAUCAAAUCGUGGACAAUUGUCAUUAUCGACCGAAAGGUGUAUUGAACUGUAAUCAAAUUCAACGUAUUCAAAAUCAUUCAACUAUUACAAGAACAAAUAAAAAUGUUGAUGGAGACAAUGAUAAUAAUAAACUAUUUCAACCAUAUUGCUUAAAUGAUGGAAUUUGUUUACAUACAUGGUUAGGUGUUAAGUGUGCCUGUGAAUUGACUACAUUUGAUGGGCAUCGAUGUAUAAAAGCUGGAACAACAUUUGCAUAUGGUGUUAAGUAUGAUACAACUAUAAGUUAUAAUUUAUCAAAUAAUAUCAAUCAAACAAUUGAUAAUGAUAAUGACCAUAUUGGUUAUUUACGUUUAAUUUAUACAGAUCGUGUAAGAAAUACAAGACAAGAUGAAUUUGUACUUGGUAUUCAAACAAUUUUAACAAAUUUAACUUAUAAUAAAAACCAACACAAAAAUAAUGAACAAAUUUCUCAUAAUUAUAUAACCACUUUAUUAUUUGUUACUAGUUUAACACAAAUUGGUGAUUUUAUACAUUUAUUUUUAGAAUCAGGUGUAGUGCGGCUUAAUUAUAACAUGGGUGGAGGUGUGGUUCAUAUCAGUGGACCUAAUUUCCCAAUCAAUGAUGGAUUUUAUCAUCGAAUACGAGGCUAUCGUGUCGAUCGUCAGAUAAUUCUUGAAGUAGAUGACUCAAGACAUACAUAUGAACUAAACAGUAUAUAUGGGAAACAGUUCAAUAAUCAAAAAGUUAUUUGGCUUGGACAUGCACCACGAUUAAAUAAGACAGACUUUUUUCAUGGUUACAUGACCGGUGUUUACUAUAAUGGAUUACUAUUGCAUGAUAUAGCUGCCGGUUUAUCCUACGUAAUGUAUAUACAUGUGACACGAUUUGGAAAUGUGAAGCAUACACCAAAAUUUCAACCGAAAUUACUCAAAUCUGACUACUAUAAAGAUGGAGUAAACUACGUGAAUCGUGAUGAACCAGUUAGUGAAGAGAUAACAAAACAAAUCUUAACCAAUUCAUUACCAUUUCAUUUUUAUUCCAAUUCUUCCUCUUCAUUAUUAUCAUCAUCGAACUAUAAGUAUUUUAAUAACAAUAUUUCUAAUGAAUCUAUACAGUCAGAUAUAAUUCAUUCACAGACAAAUUAUUUACAAUAUAAUAAAUGGAAAGUAUUUAAAACAAUGAGUCGUUUACGUGAACAAGUUAAUAUUUGGCUGUUAAUUAGUUUAGCCGGUGCUGGCCUAAUAAUGUUAAUCUCAGUUACAUUUCUAGCUUAUAGAUGUCAUCGCAAUAAACAUGUAAAUUCACAUUGUUCUAAAUUAACUGAAACAAAGCAAAUGAGUCAUUUACAUCAAUUCUCUCCGACAUCAGUUACUUAUAGAACUGCUUCAGUAGGUUCUUUAUUAAGUAUGGAUGAUAUAAGAUAUACUAUGAUAUCUAAACGAUUAAAACAAAAUCAAGAACAAUUAUCAUCAGUUUCAGAUGAUCAAUCACAUUCACUAUGUGAUCGAACAUCAAUUAGUGGAUAUAAAAUCAAUUAUUCUAAUACUACAGUAACACCUUUUAUCUUAGUAACUGAUUCAAUAAAUUUACCAAGAAAAUCAUCAACAGGAAUAGAUCAAUACAAUUUAAUAAAAACAUCUUUACCUAAAAUAGGUUCAAUGCAUUUCAAUGUUAACGAGCUUCCAAUUAAAACAUUUGAACAAUAUAUACCAGGUAAAUAUUUAAAAGAUAAUGAAUAUAAAGUUAUUUUAAAUGUUUCUGAUAAUGAUUAUUUAAAAACACAAUAUAUACAUGGAUUUAUUGAUACACUAAAUAAUGGACAAUUCAGUACAGGUUCUUCAAUAGAAACAUCCCAAAUGAUGUAGUAUUCAAAUAUCAAGUUACUAUAUAUUAAUGAAAUUCUGAAUCAAGUUUAUUAUGUUAUGAAUAAAUGACAAAUACCUAUCAAUAUAUGAUCAACAAUCUAAAUAAAGAGGGUAUUAUUUUUAUGUAGAAAGAAAGAUUUGCGGUAUGUUAGCUCAUUUUUAUAUGACAUAUAUAUAUCUAUCAAAAUGACUUUACAUCAUUUGCUCUGUAUGCAGCGAUAAACAUUGUAAAUAAAAUUAUAUUUCAGGUA